ACAGUGCAAAAUAUGCACACAGAAAUUGCUUGCUUACAGUUGGCUAUAAGAAGCUAGCACCUUAUUUUUUGGUUUAGAUAGGGUGUCUUAGUAUUUGGUCCAGAUAAAUGUCUAUGUAAGCCUAAGGUAAAUGUUUACUAUGUUUCUACUAAAGCCUUAGAAUAUUUAAGACCACUCCCAGACCCUUGUUACCACAAGAUACUGCCCUGAGCUUAAAAACUAAAGUCCCUUGCCAGUUUAUUUUCGCACUCCCAGUUCCCCCAACCCCUCGCCCACUGCACACGCCGCUUCUCACACCAUCGGCUACCAGUUGCAAGUUCUCAGGUACUUGUUAAAAAAAAAAAAAAAAAAAAAAAGACUUCUAGUUCAUCAGAAGCAUUUCUAGGAGGAACAAAUCAAGUCAUGGAGGAAGAGAUUUUUGAUGUAGCAUAGCUGCUAGCUCAAUGACACCAUUUUUUCAGGGAGUUCCUCCUAACUUUUGCUUUAAUUCUAUAGUAACAUUGAGGACAAUGCAAUAUUUUAAGUUGGGGAGACUUUAUUUUGAUAGAUAUUUUUGUGAUGGGGUGUGAUAUGUCAUGAUGGAUGAUAAUUUGGUAGAUUGAUUUUAUUUUGGUAAUUUUUUUUUAUGACAUUUAUAUUAGUAUGAUUUUUUUUUAUUACUAGCUUCUUUAGUUUUUUUCGUAGUUUAGUUGUAGGAAUGGUGUUGGGAUGUGAUUUUUGCUCCUUGGCCAAUUUUGGCUUGCUUGGUACCAACUUAGUUAAACCUUAGCAUAUGAAUUCUUGAUUUAAAAAAAAAAAAAAAAAAGAUUGAAGUAAUGAUUCUUGUUGUGAAUUUUAGACUCAAUUUUUGGCUCUUACUUUCACUAAUUAGUCUCUUUAGGCUAUAAGUGAUUUUCUUUUAGUUCAUUUGUUUCAAUUGGGUUUUGGAUACAUAUUCUACUUGGAUUAUCAUGUGCCAUGCGUGGUGAAGUUUUUGUGAGUUCUUUAACAUUACUUGUGGUCUAGAACUUGCCCGGAAUGUGUUUCAAGGCGAAAUUCUAGGUUACACUUGGUUUGACAAAUGAUGUUAGGCCUUCUUUGGAUCGUUUUUGCCUUAAAUUUCCUACCCUUGCAUAUUUUCCCUAGUCAACCCUUUUUGAGCCUUUAACCUUUUCUUUGGCAACCAUAUUACAAGCUUUAACCUUCUGUUCUUCAUUGAUCCAUCUUUUGGUACCCUACCUCCUUAAGUGCGUUGAAAGUGCAAACGUAGGCUAAAAGCCUAAGUUUGGGGGUGAUAGUUGAAAAAAGUUGUGAUGUGGGAGUUACUUUAAGGUGAAAGAAAAAAAAUGAAGUAGUAAAAAAAAAAAAAAAAUUGGAAACUUCCUUGUUAUUUUGAAAAAGAAAAAAAAAAGGAAGGAAUAAUGAAGAGUUGUGAAUAAAGGGAAGACUAGUUGGUGAAAUGGAAAAUGAAGAAAAGGGUGGAAAAAAAAAUUCAAAGGAAGUGUGCUUUGAUUGUUGAAAAUUGUAGUGCUUAGGGAGGUUUUUGAGUCACUAUUUCCAAAUUAUGUUCCUACCUUAACCAAAAGCCUACAUUACAACCCUUUAAGUCCUAAUUGAUUUUGUUUCUUCUGUGUAUUUACUUCAUAGUUUUAUUUCAUAACACGUUAUCAGCACGAGACUCUGUUAUCUCGAGCAAAUACUUUACAAGCCUCGAAGGUAUUGAUUUCUUUGUUUUCCAUUACUAAUGGCAAAUCUUUCUAGACGUGAAUUUGUAGCCUUAGAUAUAUCCGACAAUAGCUAUAUGUCUUGGAUUCUUGAUGCCGAGAUUCACCUUAAUGCAAUGGGUCUGGAAGACACCAUCAAAGAUAAAAACGAGGCAUCAAACCAAAACCGUGCUAAGGCAAUGAUAUUCCUCCGCCAUCAUCUUGAUGAGAAUUUAAAAAUGGAAUAUCUCACGGUUAAAGAUCCUCUUACGCUGUGGAAUGAUCUGAAAGAUAGAUAUGAUCACCUGAAGAUGGUCAUACUUCCACAAGCACGUUUUGAUUGGCUCCAUUUAAGGUUCCAAGAUUUUAAAUCUGUUAAGGCAUACAAUUCUACUAUGUUUAAAAUUAUUUCUCAAUUGAAAUUAUGUGGUGAAAAUAUUACUGAUCUUGAUAUGCUGGAGAAAACAUUCUCCACUUUUCCUGCCUCGAGUAUGCUCCUGCAGCAGCAAUACCGAGAGAUGAAGUUCAAAAAAUAUUCUGAUUUAAUCUCACAUCUUCUAGUGGUUGAACAACAUAAUGAAUUAUUGAUGAAAAAUCAUAAAAGCCGACCCACUGGUACUGCCCCAUUCCCUGAAGUGAAUGAGGCAAAUUUUCGCCAUUCUAGGCGUGGAAGAGGUCGUGGCCCCAGUCGUGGUCAUGGUCGUGGUCGAGGAAGGGAUUUUAAUCAUGAUUCUCGUUUUGCACCAUAUAAUACCCUUGACCACCAGCAGUGUAAAAGGAAGGAUGAAAAGCAUGAAGUUGUGCAAAAGAAAAAUUCAGAAAAUAAUUGCUUCCGAUGUGGAGGAAAAGGGCACUGGUCACGUACCUGUCGUACGCCAAAGCACCUUGUUGAGCUAUAUCAAGCCUCCCUCAAAAGGGCAGAAAAGGAUGCCGAAGCAAAUUUUAUUUCUGAAGAUAAUGUUGAGCCUAUGCAUCUAGAUGUGGCAGAUUUCUUUGAAUUCCCUGAAGGAAAAAUAGACCAUCUGAUCGGUGAUGGAUCUGUAUUAACUUAGAUAUUUCAUACAUGUCGUUUGUAUUAGCUAUUGUGGUUAUGUUUCCAUAUAUAUGUAAUAAAGUGUGUGUAAUACUUUGUCUAAUCAAAAUAUCUACUUCGGUGUUUACUU
Messenger RNA from Lycium barbarum (goji berry), 2845 nucleotides. RefSeq lists its product as uncharacterized. The transcript has 2 exons. Lineage: Eukaryota; Viridiplantae; Streptophyta; Magnoliopsida; Solanales; Solanaceae. The record is from RefSeq and is a predicted model, not a curated record. Gene Ontology annotation, molecular function: nucleic acid binding; zinc ion binding. Bases 1724 to 2734 code for a protein of 336 amino acids.